This is a messenger RNA of Limanda limanda (common dab), 4648 nucleotides long. It is a transcript of the gene tshz3a, whose product is annotated as teashirt zinc finger homeobox 3a. Gene Ontology annotation, cellular component: nucleus. The transcript is spliced from 2 exons. Gene Ontology annotation, biological process: regulation of transcription by RNA polymerase II. NCBI's taxonomy places the organism in Eukaryota, Metazoa, Chordata, Actinopteri, Pleuronectiformes, Pleuronectidae. Bases 360 to 3704 code for a protein of 1114 amino acids. Gene Ontology annotation, molecular function: DNA binding; DNA-binding transcription factor activity, RNA polymerase II-specific. The record is from RefSeq and is a predicted model, not a curated record.
GCCACCACUACAACCAGAACCCCCCCACCACCCACCCCACUGGUUUCAAACCAGUCGUCCUCACCUCCUCCUCCUCCUCCUCUUCCUCCUCGUGUGUGUUUAUAUACAUUUCCUCCGCUGACUUUUCUCCUCCGCUACGAUGGUUUUGACUUCUCCUUCCCAUCGGACCACCCGAUGUUGUGCAGUCUACUACACGAAGGCGUGAAUCUUUCCUUUUUUUAAGAGGUGGAUCUUCCCGGAUACAGUGAGGAGGUUUUUAAUCAAAGCAGGAGAAGAAGAAGAAGAAAGACACACACACAACACAAACAACAACAGAAGAAGAAGAAGAAGAGUUUCACGGAAAUCCUGUCAGAUCCAGAAUGCCACGGAGGAAACAAGAGGCGCCCCAGCGCGCAGCAGCCUAUUCUCCCGAGGAGCUGGCAGAGCAGACUGUGGAGGAUGAGGAGGCAGAAGCAGAUGACCUGCCCUCUGUCCCUCCGGAUGAACUUCCCAUGAAAGAUGAGUUUGUGGAGCACAGCGUGGGGCCUGCCAAGGAGCAGGCAUCUGACCAGCAAUCAGUAGGGGUUGCAGAGCUCUCGGGACAAGACAUGGACAGCGAGUCACAUGUCAGCGAGACCAGUGACCGGCUCUCAGACUUUGAGAGCCCCUCCGGAAAAGCUGAGGGCGCUUUAGUCACAGCACCUCUGAAUGGUGGCACUAAGACACCUCCCAUAGGCAUCGACACCUUAGAACAAAUGAAGGCUAUUUACUCCAGCUUCCUGACCAGCCCCUUGUGGUCACCGCUGAACUUGAAUUCCACACAGCCACAGCCGCAGGCAACAACUACUACAGAGAAGCCAACUCGCAGCAAUAGCACUAGCAGCAGCAGUAGCUGCAGCAGUGGUAACUACGACUGGCACCAGUCUGCAGUGGCAAAGACACUACAACAGCAUCCUCCCCAGAGCCGGCACCCGGCUCAUUCUGAGCCCAGCCUCUUUAGCACAGUCCAGCUGCACAGGCAAAACCCAAAGCUUUUUGGCUCAAUCUUCACUGGGGCCAGUAAAUUCCGCUGUAAGGGCUGUAGUGCUGCCUAUGACACCCUGGUGGAGCUGACAGUACACAUGAAUGACACAGGACACUACCGCGACGACAACCACGACAAGGCAGGCAGCGGUGCAAAGCGCUGGUCCAAACCACGAAAGCGGUCCCUGUUGGAGAUGGAGGGGAAGGAGGAUGCUCAGAAGGUUUUGAAGUGCAUGUACUGCGGCCACUCCUUUGAAUCCCUCCAGGACCUCAGUGUCCACAUGAUCAAGACCAAACACUACCAGAAAGUGCCUCUGAAGGAGCCCAUAGCCCCUGUGGCAGCCAAAAUGAUGUCUUCUAAGAAACGGGGACAUGUGGGGUUGGACCUCACUGCCUUACCACGUUCUAGAGAAGGAACCCCCAAAGCUAAGCACUCACAGGCAGACUCCAGUGACCCCUCACAUAAGGCCUCCUCCAGCCCCUACACCACCCCUAACAACCGCUACGGCCACCAGAACGGUGCUAGCUACGCUUGGCAGUUUGAAUCUAACAAGUUCCAAAUCCUCAAGUGCAUGGAGUGUGGGAGUUCCUAUAAUACACUGCAAGAGCUGAGAACCCACAUGAUGGUGACAGGACACUUUCUGAGGAUGACCAGCACUUUGGGAAAGAGAAUCAAAACACUUCCUGAGGCCACCUCCCCCAACCCUGGGAAGGUGGCCACGCCUACCGAGCAGACGGUCCAGUCUGUCCCACUGGCCCCCUCCACCUUCACUCCCCCUCCUCUUCAAACUACAACUCCCCCUGCCACCUCCCCUCUCCUCAAAGAGAUCAAGAAGGAGGAGGUCGAGGAGGAGUGCACUAACGAAGAGGCUGUUGGAAGUGAAAAGCUUGUUCCUUCUUCUGUUGGGAAGGAGGAAGACUCUGAGAAGGAGGAAAAAUACGACAUUUCAAAGUAUAACUAUCUGACUGAAGAGGACCUGAAGGAGAGCCCCAAGGGGGGCUUCGAUAUUCUCAAAUCACUGGAAAACACUGUGGCAUCAGCCAUCAACAAGGCCCAGAGUGGGAAUCCAAGCUGGGGGGGCUACCCUAGCAUCCAUGCUGCCUACCAGUUCCCCAGUGCCCUCAAGCUCCAUCAGGGCAUGAUGGAAAAGAAUUCCCCGAUUAGAUUCUUGUUCAACGGAGGGGAUGGAGCAUUAUCCAAGAACCAACCCCUCAUUUCCCCACCCCUGAGUCAGUCCUCCCCCUUCCCCAGCAACAACUUCCAAGCGAUGGAGGAAUUGGUCAAAAAAGUCACUGAGAAGGUUGCAAAGGUAGAGCAAAGGGUAAAGCAGUUGUCCCCAAAGAAGGAGAACCACCUCUCCCCUUGCAGUAGUGAUGCUGGGGAAUCCCACAAGGGAGGCGAGGCCGACUCACCUCGGGAAUGGAGGGCUGUCACCCCAGCCAAUAGCGACAGGGGAAGCCAUAGCGACAGAGCAUCCCCGGCAACAGAACCCAAGCGGGAGACAACAGUCAAGUCCCCGCUCGCCUCCACACUGAGAUGCAGUUCGGCCAUUAUUACUGGCCACACUCCUCCAGAGCAGCCCUUUGUCAACCCUCUAAGUGCUCUUCAGUCAGUAAUGAACAUUCAUUUGGGGAAAGCAGCCAAGCCCUCAUUGCCAAACCAAGAUCCCCUGAGCCUGCUCUCCAGGCUCAGCCAGAGCAUGGCUGAGAGGGCUGCUGUGGCUGCUCCGCCAUCACAGAUCAAGAAGCUGGAAAGUGUAGUUGAUAAUAGUUUUUGCCAGCCCAGUGAUGACCAGCCUAUGGACCUCACGAAAGGGAGCAGUGAAAGAGGCGGCUCUGUAGGCGCGGCCCCCCUAACGCCCUCAUCCACAGCCUCCUCCAUCUCUCCUGCCUCUUUUGUUUCUCCUGCAAAGCUCACAGUGGUCUCCCCCUACACAUCCAGCAGCCCUCUUCAUGAAAAUGCAUUGUCGGACAUCUCAGACAUGUUGAGGAACCUGACCCAGUCCCACCACGUCCCAAAGCCUCCCUCGCGGACCCGGGUCACAGAUAAAGCUGAGGUUGUGGGAUCUACUCAUGACGACGAUGACGCAUCCCAGCAUGGGCACAAGCGUAAAGGCCGUCACUCCAACUGGAACCCCCAGCACCUCCUCCUACUGCAGGCCCAGUUUGCCUCCUGCCUGAGGCAGACAUCGGAGGGGAAGUUCAUCAUUAACGACCUCAGCCCACAGGAGCGAAUGCACGUAUCACGUUUCACAGGUCUGUCUAUGACCACCAUCAGCCACUGGCUGGCCAACGUCAAGUACCAGCUUAGGAGGACGGGCAGAACCAAGUUUCUGAAGAACCUGGACUCCGGUCAGCCCAUAUUCUUCUGUAGCGACUGUGCCUCACAGAUCCGAACCCCAGCAGCUUACGUGUGUCACCUGGAGGCCCACAUGGGCUUCAGGAUCAAGGACCUGGGCAAGCUGUCCCACAAACAGACUGUCAGAGACUCCCACUGUCUCACUGAGAAACUAGUGCCCCUGGAGUCCUUCCUUUCCCCACAAUCACAAGAUGACUCCGGCGGUAAUGGGUCAGUGUUCCGCUGCCAACUCUGUGUCCGUAAAUUUGCCACUAAGCACGCCAUCAAGCUUCACCUCAGCAAGAGCCAUGGGAAGUCUCCAGAGGACCAUAUGCUAUAUGUGUGCGAACUAGAGAAACACUAAAUUACUCUCAGCAGUAGAAGUACCGGAGAGCAUGUAGAAUUAUUGUUUAAAAGAAAUACAGAGAAUAUUUGAAAAGUGUGGUAAUGCACAAAGUUGCCAUGAACUACUGUUAAAAUGUCAGCACAAAGUGUUUACAUCUAUUUGGCCCAGAGACAUUUCUGAUUCCUCCGUUUCAAAAGACUUUCAUUUCACAUCAAAAUAUACUACAGGUCAAAGAUAUUCAGCCCAACUUGUCAUCAGCUUUGUUGUCUCCCGGUCUCUCCAUGUUCACCUCCUGGAAACAUGAGACGACCGAGGACCGAGUCAUAAUCCUGGUGAAUCUCUUGACUUAGAAGCUCAGCUAAUAACUUGAAAUGUAUUAACUAUUGUAUUUAUUUUGUAUUUUUUGUGAGUUUGGUUUUUGAUUUGCUGGUAGACUGCAUGUUCAACAAGUUCUACUGUUAUGUUUGUACAGUCCUGUCCUGUCCUGUCCAGAUUUUAAAUGCCCUCUGGUCAUUUUCCAAACACCUUAAAACAGCCAAAUGCCUGGGAAAGCUCCUUUAAAAAAAAAAAAAAACAAUUUAAAAAAAGAACCUGCCAAACAGCAAAAGUACCCUUGCUUGUUUUAUCGUUUUCUCUGUACAGCCUAUUGAUUUUCUUGCUGAUUGUAAAAGUUGCCUUGUUCUUUAUCAUUGAUUAAGGGGCACUUAAAAUCCAGGUCUCUGUAAAAAUGUACAUAAAGUGUAUAAGCUUACAACUUGCUGUUUAAAUUAUGCAUACUUGUUAUAUUUCCUAAUUUAAGAGGACUAUGACUAUCCACUGGUGCAGAGCCUUUGAAGAAGAUUAAAAGGACAUUGUUUUGCACAAUAGUUUUAUAAAUGUUAUUUGAUAAAAAAAAAGAAACAAUACAAAUAUGUUAAUGCCUUGUGCUUCUAUGAUUAAAUUGAAUUAACUGCUGCAUAAAA